UCUUUUUUUGUUUUUCAGUUAAACAAUUUAGUCAAAUUAGCUGGUUUAUUUGCAGUACAAAAUGUGGAGCAAAUUUUGCACUGGAGCAAAAAACAUUGAAAGUUGUCCUGUAAAUGUUUCUUUGCUUCAUAGCAUCAUUCUGGGUGUGUUCUUGUACACAGAACAGAGCAGCGCAACACUUGCAACCGAUUUGUUGUACUACUAAAUCAGACAUAUGGAAACGCAACUGAAUAAACAAUGUAUUACUUGCUUUCAACAGCAGAGGAUUUCUGUUUAAAGACAAGUCUAACUUGCUUUCUGUAUUCGGCUUACUUACAUUUGCAACAUUAAUAUGUAGGCUAUCAAACAGGUUGAAUACACAGAGUCCAGUUGUUAGCCACAGCCCCGCCAGUUACACAGAGAUCUCAGUUUGUCCAUAUCAAUGCAAUGAAGCAUAAUUGUUAUGAUUUUAAUUUAUUAAUAGUCAGACAUCUAGAGAGUUCAUAUUAUUACUUGUGGCCAGAAAAAAGCAAGCAAAACCCAAUGGUAAGAUUCACAUUAUUGUUUGUUUAUUUAGCAGACGCCUUUAUCCAAGGCGACUUACAGAGACUAGGGUGUGUGAAUUAUGCAUCAGCUGCAGAGUUACUUACAACCUCUCACCCGAAAAGACGGAGCACAAGGAGGUUAAGUGACUUGCUCAGGGUCACAUAAUGAAUCAGCGGCUGAGGUGGGAUUUAAACCGGGGACCUCCUGGUUACAAGCCCUUUUUUUAAUCACUGGAUCACACAGCCUCCUCUAAGACUGAUCUGCUCAUUGGCAGUCGCAAUGCCAGUGAAACCUUGAGUCCGGUGUGUCAGGCAACCCAAACCACAGUGACAGAAUGCCACAUGAGAAUGACACCUGCUUCAGGGGACAGGAAUCUGUGAACUAUUUCUCCUGCAUGAUUCACCUGUGGGAGGAGUGGACCGGUCUGGAGAACAUGGAGAAUUAUUUCAACUACCUGGACUACUUGGUGUGGGUCUUCACCCCACUGGCUAUCGUCUUCAUCCUUCCACUCUUCAUUGUGGUCUUCAUUUAUCUUUCCAUCCUCUUCCUCCAUGUGUAUAAGAGGAAGAAUGAGCUAAAAGAGGCCUAUUCCUAUAACCUGUGGGAUGGAGCAAGGAAAACACUGGCAACCUUGUGGGAUGGGCAUGCAACAAUAUGGCACGGUUACGAAAUCCAUGGCUUAGAAAAGAUUCCAGACAAAGGACCAGCUCUUAUUGUGUAUUAUCAUGGAGCCAUUCCAAUAGACUACUACUACUUCUUAGCAAACGUCAUUAUUCAGAAGGGAAGGACAUGCCACUCUGUAGCUGAUCAUUUUCUCUUUAAAUUACCAGGUUUUAAGCUGCUGCUUGAGGUAUUCAGUGUCAUGCAUGGACCUCAGCAGGAGUGUGUCCGAGCCCUGAAGAAUGGCCACCUGUUAGCAAUUUCACCUGGCGGGGUCCGCGAAGCUAUUUUCAGUGAUGAGACUUAUACCCUUAUAUGGGGGAACCGCAAGGGAUUCGCCCAAGUGGCAAUUGACGCCAAAGUGCCCAUCAUUCCUAUGUUUACACAAAAUGUUCGAGAAGGAUUUCGGUCACUUGGAAGCAUAAAGUUGUAUCGAUGGGUUUAUGAAAAAUUUCGAUUACCAAUCGUUCCCAUAUAUGGAGGGUUUCCAGUAAAAUUCCGCACCUACUUGGGUGAUCCUAUUCUACAUGACCCUAACCUAACUGCAGCGGAACUAGCAGAUAAGGUAAAACUAGCUGUGCAGAAUCUAAUAGACAGACACCAAACAAUACCAGGAAACAUCUUUCGGGCCCUAUUAGAACGAUUCCACAGAAGACAUAAAGAAGACUAGAUAUGUUUUCCUGGUAGGUCGGGGACUUGUACAGUUAAAUUCAUUGUAACGUAUAUGAAUAUGGUCUUACUGUGACAUUAAGCUGAGAAUUUUGCUAGUGUUGGGCAAGGAAAUGGAUAAACCAAUAUAAGGAUUUUUUUUUUU
Messenger RNA from Acipenser ruthenus (sterlet), 1999 nucleotides. Its product is annotated as monoacylglycerol/Diacylglycerol O-acyltransferase-like. The coding region runs from base 860 to 1855 and encodes 331 amino acids. NCBI's taxonomy places the organism in Eukaryota, Metazoa, Chordata, Actinopteri, Acipenseriformes, Acipenseridae. Gene Ontology annotation, molecular function: acyltransferase activity. The transcript has 7 exons. Gene Ontology annotation, cellular component: membrane. The record is from RefSeq and is a predicted model, not a curated record.